Messenger RNA from Cariama cristata (Red-legged seriema), 1419 nucleotides. RefSeq names its product solute carrier family 5 (sodium/monocarboxylate cotransporter), member 8 (gene SLC5A8). Gene Ontology annotation, biological process: sodium ion transport; propanoate transmembrane transport. Gene Ontology annotation, cellular component: membrane. Gene Ontology annotation, molecular function: organic acid:sodium symporter activity. The annotation marks the transcript as partial. The record is from RefSeq and is a predicted model, not a curated record. Lineage: Eukaryota; Metazoa; Chordata; Aves; Cariamiformes; Cariamidae. The transcript has 13 exons.
ACUUUAUACACUGGUAUUGUCAUUUAUGCUCCAGCUUUAGCAUUAAAUCAAGUCACUGGCUUCGACUUGUGGGGUGCAGUGGUGGCGACCGGCGUGGUCUGCACUUUCUACUGCACACUGGGUGGUCUGAAGGCAGUGGUGUGGACAGAUGUUUUCCAGGUUGGAAUCAUGGUGGCUGGAUUUUCGUCUGUGAUUAUACGAGCUGUGGUGGUUCAGGAGGGAAUUGGACGCAUUGUAAAUGAUUCCUACUAUGGAGGAAGAUUAAACUUCUGGGACUUUAAUCCCAAUCCUUUGCAAAGGCACACCUUCUGGACGAUUGUUAUAGGUGGGACUUUCACAUGGACUGGCAUAUAUGGAGUCAACCAGUCUCAAGUACAGAGAUACAUUGCAUGCAAAAGCAGGUUCCACGCCAAAAUGUCCCUCUACAUCAACCUGGUGGGCCUCUGGGCCAUACUGGCCUGCGCGGUGCUGUGCGGGCUGUCCCUCUACUCCAUCUACAAGGACUGCGACCCGUGGACGGCAAAGCAGGUGUCGGCGCUCGACCAGCUAAUGCCAUACCUAGUGCUGGAUAUUCUCCACGAUUUUCCAGGAGUGCCGGGGCUUUUUGUGGCUAGUGCCUACAGUGGGACAUUAAGUACAGUGUCCUCCAGCAUCAAUGCUCUGGCUGCCGUGACUGUUGAAGACCUCAUUAGACCGUACUUCAGAUCCCUCUCUGAAAAGAAGUUGUCAUGGAUUUCCAUGGGGAUGAGCCUGUUUUAUGGCGGAGUCUGCAUCGCUAUGGCUGCACUGGCGUCUCUCCUGGGAGCCUUGUUGCAGGCAGCGCUCAGCAUUUUUGGCAUGGUCGGUGGCCCCCUUCUAGGACUGUUUGCCUUGGGAAUCCUCUGCUCCUUUGCAAAUGGAAUUGGUGCAUUUGUGGGUCUUGUCAGUGGCUUUGUUGUUUCACUUUGGGUUGGAAUCGGGUCUCAGAUUUAUCCUCCGCUCCCAGAGAGGACCAAGCCACUCUAUCUCUCAACUGCAGGCUGUAAUAUAUCCUCAGGAAAUAUGAUGUCAACAGAAAACCCAUUAACAACAGUCUUCAACACACCAACUGCAGAGAGGCCUGCCCUGGCAGACAACUGGUAUUCCUUGUCUUAUCUCUACUUCAGCACAGUUGGGACACUUAUCACAGUAAUUGUGGGAAUAAUUAUCAGCCUCUUAACAGGAGGACUAAAGCAGAACACAGAUCGUAAAUUCCUGUUGACCAAGGAAGAUUUCCUCUCCAACUUCUCACGGUCUAAAUCUGAGACACCAGAGAAAGUGGAAGUGUUGCACUGGAAACCAUUUACCGUGGCAGCUGAAGGAACUGACAACCCUGCUUUCAGCCACAUUGAAAUGGAUGUUGCAAGCAGUAAGAACAAAGCCAACGGCCUUCAUAUAUGA